GGCUGCACAUAAGACAAGCCGAAUUAGUGUUUCCGGGUCGUCGGGGGAAGGCCCCUUGUCAUUGGCUGAUUCUUUUGAUAACCCAUAAUUCUCUGCAAGUUUCUUUCUUUUUCCGCCCGGCCAUAUUUCUUGAGGACGGGAAAUAAGUAGCCAUGGCUCCCAGCCGAAAUGGCAUGAUCUUGAACCCCCAUUUCCACAAAGAUUGGCAGAGAAGGGUUCGCACAUGGUUCAACCAGCCUGCUAGGAAAAUCCGCAGGCGAAAGGCCCGCCAGGCAAAGGCUCGCCGUAUCGCUCCUCGGCCUGUUGCUGGUCCCCUGCGCCCGGCUGUCAGGUGUCCCACCAUCAGAUAUAACACCAAGGUCCGUGCUGGACGGGGGUUCACUCUGGAGGAGCUCAAGGCCGCCGGCAUUCACAAGAAGGUGGCGCGCACCAUCGGCAUCGCUGUGGACCAUCGUCGCCGCAACAAGUCUACAGAGUCGCUGCAGGUCAACGUCCAGAGGCUGAAGGAGUAUCGCUCCAAACUCAUCCUCUUCCCCAAGAAGGCCUCUGCUCCCAGGAAGGGAGAUAGCUCUCCCGAAGAGCUCAAGAUGGCUACACAGCUCACUGGCCCUGUCAUGCCCAUCAGGAGUGUGCACAAGAAGGAGAAAGCCCGGGUGAUCUCAGAAGACGAGAAGAACUUUAAGGCAUUUGCCAGCCUCCGCAUGGCCCGUGCCAACGCACGUCUUUUUGGCAUUCGUGCAAAGAGAGCAAAGGAGGCUGCCGAGCAGGACGUGGACAAGAAGAAGUGAGAUGCUUAAGGUGGAACUUUUCAGAAUAAAAAAAAAUAUCUAAA
Molecule: messenger RNA, 832 nt
Organism: Brienomyrus brachyistius
Lineage: Eukaryota; Metazoa; Chordata; Actinopteri; Osteoglossiformes; Mormyridae
Gene: rpl13
Product: ribosomal protein L13
Exons: 6
Coding region: 153-788 (211 amino acids)
Biological process (GO): translation
Cellular component (GO): cytosolic large ribosomal subunit; ribosome
Molecular function (GO): RNA binding; structural constituent of ribosome
Source: RefSeq, a predicted model, not a curated record